Rotaria socialis is the source of this 1332-nucleotide messenger RNA. The record is from the annotation of a GenBank genome assembly. Lineage: Eukaryota; Metazoa; Rotifera; Eurotatoria; Philodinida; Philodinidae.
AUGAAACAUGCUUGGAAAGCGUAUCGAACAUAUGCAUGGGGUUACGAUGAGCUACAAUCAAUAUCGAAAAUUCCAUCAACAUGGUUCGGUCUUGGUUUAACGAUUAUUGAUAGUAUUGAUACACUAUAUAUUAUGAAUAUGACUGAAGAAUAUAGGGAAGCACGUGAAUGGAUUGAGAAAUCAUUUAAUCUUGAUUCAAACUCUGUUGAUAAAUAUAAUUCACAUUUUGAAGUAACAAUACGAAUUCUAGGUGGUCUUCUUAGUAUUUAUCAUUUAACAGCAGAUGAAAUAUUUUUAAAACGAGCUAUUGAAUUAGGCGAUCGCCUUUUGUUAAACUUUAAUACGCCAUCAGGUUUACCUUUAGCCCAAAUAAAUAUUAAACGAAAAAAACCAGGUGCUUAUCGAUGGACGCCAGAUUCAACUACAGCUGAAGUCGGUACUGUUCAACUUGAAAUGCGAGAUUUAUCACGAGUAUCUAAUGAUAAAAAAUAUGAGAAUGCAGCUGACAAAUUAGCAGCCACACUUCAUAAUCAAUCAAAAGACGAUGGUCUUGUACCGAUAUUUAUUAGUCCGUUGACAGGGCAAUUUUCUGGUGGAGUUGUUUCAUUUGGUGCACGUGGAGAUUCAUAUUACGAAUAUUUACUUAAACAAUGGCUACAAACAGGACGGAAACGAUCUUUAUUUUGGGAUGAUUGGAUUGAAUCUAUCGAGGGUGUACGAAAACAUCUUUGGCAUGUAGCCUAUCCAGAAAAAUUUUAUUUUGUUGGUGAAUUAAUCGGCAUGUCAACAUUUUCGCCUAAAAUGGAUCAUUUAGCUUGUUUUCUUGCUGGUAAUAUGGCACUUGGUUGGUCGUUUCAAAGUGAUUUAAGCUAUCUACUUGAUAUGGCAAAAGAGUUAACUAAAACAUGUUAUCAAAUGUAUGCGAAACAGCCAACCGGGCUCAGUCCUGAAAUAGCAUAUUUUAACAUUGAUUCAAAUUCUAACGAGUCAACAAUUAUUGUCCGAGCUAAUGAUGUACACAAUCUAUUACGUCCUGAAUUUAUUGAAUCAUUAUAUUAUAUGUAUCAUUUAACGGGUGAUAAAAUCUAUCAAGAAUGGGGUUGGAAUGUUUUUCAAUCAUUUGAAAAAUAUACUCGACAAAUUGACGGUUAUUCAUCAAUCAAUGAUGUUCGAAAUAAAGAAAAUGUUGGACCACGUGAUAAAAUGGAAAGUUACUUUUUAGCUGAAACAUUAAAAUAUUUUUAUUUAUUAUUUGAUGAAUCAAAUCUAUUUCCUUUUGAUCAAUGGAUAUUCAAUACAGAAGCACAUCCAUUACCAAUCUAUAAUAGUUAA